AGGCAGCGUCCGCUUCUCCGCUGCUCAUCAACGCCGGUGAGGCGCAACGGGGAGGUGAUAAGGAACCGCACGCUCGCUCUCUCUCCCUCCCAGCCCCAACUACAACUGCAGACAUGUCGCUGUCUAACAAGCUCACCCUGGAUAAGGUGGAUGUGAAGGGGAAGAGGGUGAUCAUGAGGGUGGACUUCAAUGUACCGAUGAAGAAUAAUCAGAUCACCAACAACCAAAGAAUUAAAGCUGCAAUUCCAAGUAUUCAGCACUGUUUGGACAACUGUGCCAAGUCGGUGGUCCUCAUGAGUCACCUGGGGAGACCUGAUGGCACGCCCAUGCCUGAUAAAUACUCGCUGGCCCCAGUCGCAGAGGAACUGAAGAAACUCAUGGCAAGGGAUAUUAUUUUCCUCAAAGAUUGUAUUGGACCUGAGGUUGAGAAGGCGUGUGCAAACCCAGCAGAGGGAAGUGUGAUUCUCCUUGAAAACCUCCGAUUCCACGUUGAAGAAGAGGGCAAAGGAAAGGACGCGUCUGGGAAUAAGACAAAAGCAACUGAAGAAAACGUUAAGUGUUUCCGAGACUCGCUGUCCAAGCUCGGCGACAUCUAUGUCAACGAUGCAUUUGGAACCGCUCACAGAGCUCACAGUUCCAUGGUUGGGGUAAAUUUACCAAAGAAAGCUGCUGGCUUCUUGAUGAAGAAAGAGCUUGAGUAUUUUGCCAAAGCUGUGGAAAAACCGGAGAGGCCCUUCCUCGCCAUCCUGGGCGGGGCUAAAGUCCAAGACAAGAUACAGCUGAUCAAUAACUUGCUGGAUAAGGUGAACGAAAUGAUUAUUGGUGGAGGCAUGGCAUUCACAUUCCUGAAGGUCAUCAAUAACAUGGAGAUCGGCAAUUCCCUUUUUGACGAAGAAGGGGCCAAAAUAAUCAAUGAUCUGAUGGCCAAAGCAAAAAAGAAUGGAGUGACUAUCACGCUGCCUGAAGAUUUUGUCACGGCUGAUAAAUUUGAUGAAAAUGCAGAAGUUGGAGCAGCCACAGUAGCUUCAGGCAUCCCGGCAAACUGGAUGGGCCUUGACUGCGGUCCGGAGAGUAUUAAGAAGUUCUCUACAGUCGUGUGUCGGGCAAAGCUCAUUGUGUGGAAUGGCCCCGUCGGUGUCUUUGAAUGGGACAAUUUUGCCAAAGGCACCAAAGCUGUCAUGGAUAGGGUUGUGGACGUCACCAAGCAAGGUUGUGUUACCAUUAUUGGUGGUGGAGACACAGCCACUUGCUGUGCCAAGUGGAAUACUGAAGACAAAGUCAGCCACGUCAGUACCGGAGGUGGAGCCAGUUUAGAACUCCUGGAAGGCAAAGUUCUUCCUGGAGUUGAAGCCCUCAGCAACAUCUGAGAACACAGGACAUGUUGAGCCCUUUGCACACAAGCAUUUAGAGUGUCGCGCCUCAUGCUUUACAACAUUCAAAGUGUAAUUGUUUGUGUCACUACUGAAGACCUCUGUCCCAUUGUAGGUUUGUGCGUAGUUCUACCAUAGUUUUGAUGUCCAUCUUCUGUGUAAUCGGUUAUUGGCUGCAUUAAGUUAUUGGCAGCAGCUGUAGCACAUGAGUAUCACAGAGAAAGUUUACGGUUUUCAGUUUUACUGGAGAUAGACUGAAACGACUGCUGAAUAAAUAAACCUGCACAAGCA
Leucoraja erinaceus (little skate) is the source of this 1661-nucleotide messenger RNA. RefSeq names its product phosphoglycerate kinase 1 (gene pgk1). Lineage: Eukaryota; Metazoa; Chordata; Chondrichthyes; Rajiformes; Rajidae. Gene Ontology annotation, cellular component: cytosol. Gene Ontology annotation, biological process: glycolytic process; gluconeogenesis. The transcript is spliced from 11 exons. The record is from RefSeq and is a predicted model, not a curated record. The coding region runs from base 114 to 1367 and encodes 417 amino acids. Gene Ontology annotation, molecular function: phosphoglycerate kinase activity; ADP binding; ATP binding.